AGUCUUUUAGAUGCACCGUAAGAUUUUGUUUGCGAAAUCUUGUCUCGAGGGUCCAGGGCCUCGCCCACUGCAGGAGAUGGCGGCUUUGCAAGCUAACCCACGAACCUCCAGCACCCUAAUAUCCGAGUACGCAAGACGACCUUCACCGAGGCGGCCGCCGGUGCGCGUCCGCUGCUCGGCUGCCCCCUCUCCACCCCGGAGCUACCGCAUUACCCUCCUCCCGGGCGAUGGAAUCGGCCCGGAGGUCGUCUCCGUCGCCAAGGACGUGCUCUACCUAGCCGGAUCUCUCGAAGGCAUCGAAUUCCGUUUCCGGGAGGUGCCCGUUGGAGGCGCUGCGUUGGACUCUACCGGCGUCCCGCUUCCGGAGGAAACCCUGACGACUGCUAAGGAAUCGGACGCUGUCCUUCUGGGAGCUAUAGGAGGGUAUAAGUGGGAUGCUAAUGAGAAGCAUCUGAAGCCUGAGACUGGGUUACUUCAGCUUCGGGCAGGACUAGGUGUUUUUGCAAACCUGAGGCCAGCUACCGUUCUGCCACAGCUUGUUGACGCAUCGACUCUGAAGAAAGAGGUGGCCGAAGGAGUUGACAUAAUGGUUGUUAGAGAACUUACUGGAGGAAUCUACUUUGGAAAGCCUAGAGGCUUUGGAUCCAAUGAUAAAGGUGAAGACAUUGGUUUCAACACUGAAAUCUAUUCUGUUCCUGAGAUUGACAGAAUUGCACGAGUAGCAUUUGAAGUCGCUCGAAAACGAAGGGGACAAUUGUGCUCUGUUGACAAAGCAAAUGUUUUGGAGGUUAAGUUUAGAAAAGCUUCAAUGCUGUGGAGGAAGACCGUCACUGCUUUGGCAUCUGAAUUCUCAGAUGUUGAAAUCUCCCAUAUGUAUGUGGACAAUGCGGCAAUGCAACUUAUCAGGAACCCAAAACAGUUUGAUACAAUCGUGACAAAUAAUAUAUUUGGAGACAUUUUGUCUGAUGAAGCAUCCAUGCUCACUGGCAGCAUUGGUAUGCUUCCAUCUGCUAGUAUUGGUGCAUCGGGACCCGGGCUAUUUGAACCUAUCCAUGGAUCGGCUCCUGAUAUUGCUGGCCAGGAUAAAGCAAAUCCAUUAGCCACAGUACUGAGUGCCGCGAUGCUCCUGCGAUAUGGACUUGGCGAAGAGCAGGCCGCAAAACGGAUUGAAGAUGCAGUGAUUAAUACUCUGAAUAAAGGGUUCCGAACCGGUGAUAUUUUUUCAGAAGGAACGACACUGGUUGGUUGCAAGAGAAUGGGUGCAGAAGUGCUGAAAUCUGUCGACUCCCAAGCUACCGUCGCCACGGCUCUCCACUGAUGGUCUAUGUCAAUGUUAUUGUAGUAAACUCCAGGACCAUUCUUAAACCAAGUGAAGAGUUGGUUGGCUUAAGCCUUUCUAUCCUUGUUGCAGUAGCAUUUCAAUAAUUUUGAGGAUUCUUGUUUCACUUUUGUCAAGCCUUGGAUGAGUUUGAGCAAACUUGAUGGAUGUUUUAUUGAUA
Zingiber officinale is the source of this 1499-nucleotide messenger RNA. Its product is annotated as 3-isopropylmalate dehydrogenase 2, chloroplastic-like. The transcript has 11 exons. The record is from RefSeq and is a predicted model, not a curated record. Gene Ontology annotation, biological process: L-leucine biosynthetic process. Gene Ontology annotation, molecular function: NAD binding; 3-isopropylmalate dehydrogenase activity; magnesium ion binding. NCBI's taxonomy places the organism in Eukaryota, Viridiplantae, Streptophyta, Magnoliopsida, Zingiberales, Zingiberaceae. The coding region runs from base 11 to 1318 and encodes 435 amino acids.